Messenger RNA from Callorhinus ursinus (northern fur seal), 2744 nucleotides. Its product is annotated as chromosome alignment-maintaining phosphoprotein 1-like. Gene Ontology annotation, cellular component: spindle; nucleoplasm. The record is from RefSeq and is a predicted model, not a curated record. Gene Ontology annotation, biological process: protein localization to microtubule; sister chromatid biorientation; protein localization to kinetochore. NCBI's taxonomy places the organism in Eukaryota, Metazoa, Chordata, Mammalia, Carnivora, Otariidae.
AUUCGGGAGGCUGCCGCGCCGCCGGGCCUCGCGGAGCAGCCGGGGACCGCGAGCGCGGCUCCCGCCAUCCUUCGCGUGUGUGGACGCCGCCUCGGCCCAUCAUCGGUCAACUCUCAUCUUUGUUCUUCAUGUACUACAGGCUAUUUUCUGUAGUUAACUCAGAAGCCAUGUAGACUUGCCUGCCCUUUGAAGACAUACUUUUUAAGAUUUCUAGGAAGAUAAGCUGCACUGUUGAGAGUUUUUACAGAAUAUAAUCGUGUGUAUUGUGACAGAGAGAGAAAUGGAAGUGUUCCAGGAACUCCGUAAACCGUCAUCACGUUUGGAGUGUGACCACUGCAGUUUCCGAGGCACGGAUUAUGAAAACGUGCAAAUUCACAUGGGCACCAUCCAUCCAGAAUUUUGUGAUGAAAUGGAUGCUGGUGGGUUAGUUAAAAUGAUAUUUUACCAGAAAAGUGCAAAGCUAUUCCACUGCCAUAAGUGCUUCUUCACCAGCAAGAUGUACUCUAAUGUGUACUAUCACAUCACAUCCAAACAUGCAGGCCCAGAGAAGUGGAAUGAGAAACCAAAAAAUCAGCUAAGCAAAGAAACAGAUCCUGGGAAAAGCCCUCCUCUUCCUGAUCACCAGAAAAUACCCUCUAAUUCAGCAGAACUCCCAAAACCCAUACCUGCCCUUUCUGUAGAAACACAGAAACUAGGCCCAAUUUUGUCUCCAGAAUCACCAAAACCUACACCUCUCACUUCCCUGGAGCCUCAGAAGCCUGGCCCUGUUGUUUCUCCUGAGCCACAGACACCUUCUCUUCCUUCUCCUGAGCCUCCAAAAUCUGCCUCUAUUUCUUCUCCUGAACUUCCAAAACCAGUCCCUAUUGUUUCUGAGUCUCAGAAACCAGUCCCUAUUCCUUCUCCAGAACCACAGAAACUUGCCCCUAUAUCUCCUGAGCCAGUUAAGGCCACUCUUAUUAAUCCUAAACCCCAGAAACACUCCCAUUUCCCAGAAACACUGGGGCCACCUUCAGGCUCAUCUCCAGAGUCACCAGUUUUGGCGGCUUCCCCUGAACCUUGGGGUCCAUCCCCAACUGCAUCUCCAGAGUCUCAGAAACCAGCCCGGACUAUCUCCCCUGAGCCAAGGAAGCCAUCCCCAUCGGAGUCUCCUGAACCUUGGAAGCCAUUCCCUGCUGUCUCCCCAGAGCCCAGAAGACCAGCCCCGGCUGUGUCACCAGGUUCUUGGAAGCCAGGGCCACCUGGGUCCCCAAGGUCUUGGAAAUCCAGUCCUUCGGCGUCAUCGGGACCUUGGAAGCCAGCUAAACCUGCUCCAUCUGUGUCUCCUGGUCCUUGGAAGCCAAUUCCUUCGAUCUCACCUGGGCCAUGGAAACCAACUUCCUCUGUGUCCCCCGCAUCCUGGAAGUCAUCGUCGGUCUCACCUGGUUCCUGGAAGUCUCCCCCUGCGUCUCCUGAGUCGUGGAAGUCUGGCCCACCAGAACUCUGAAAGACAACUGCCACCUUGUCACCUGAACAUUGGAAGACAGUUCCCUCAGUGUCCCCUGAGCUUCGUAAAGCAGGACCUCCUUUGUCUCCUGAGCUUCGCAAACCAGGCCCACCAUUGUCCCCAGAGAUCCACAGUCCAGCGGGAUCUCCAGAGCUCAGAAAACCUUCAGGGUCUCCAGAGCUUUGGAAGCUUUCUCCUGAUCAGCGAAAAACUUCCCCUGCUUCACUUGAUUUUCCCGAGUCCCAGAAAAGUUCCCGUGGUGGUUCCCCUGAUCUCUGGAAGUCUUCCUUUUUUAUUGAAACUCGGAAACCUUCUGGACCAUCUGAGUCCCCUAAGGCAGCCUCCGAUAUCUGGAAGCCUGUUCUCUCUCUUGAUACCGAACCUAGAAAACCUGCCCUGUUUUCUGAGCCCACCAAAACAGCCCCUCCAGCUUCUCCUGAACCACAAAAACGUGCUCUUUUUCCAGAGCCCCAGAAACAUGCCCUUUUCCCUGAACUUCCCAAAUCUGCUAUCUUUUCAGAAUCUCAGAAGGCAGUUGAGCUUGGUGAUGAACUACAGACAGAUGCCAUAGAUGAUCAAAAGUGUGAUAUUUUGGUUCAGGAAGAACUACUAGCUACACCUAAGAAACUCUUAGAAGACACUUUAUUUCCUUCCUCAAAGAAGCUCAAGAAAGACAACCAAGAGAACUCAGAUGCUGAGCUUAGUAGCAGUGAAUAUAUAAAAGCAGAUUUAGAAGACAGCAAGGGCCAAGAAUCAAGCAGUGAUCAAGAGCAGGUUGAUGUAGAAUCUAUUGAUUUUAGUAAAGAGAACAAAGUGGACAUGACUAGUCCAGAGCAGUAAAAUGUGUUACAAUUUACUGAAGAGAAAGAGGCUUUUAUCUCUGAGGAAGAGAUUGUGAAGUAUAUGAAGCGUGGAAAAGGAAAGUAUUAUUGCAAAAUUUGUUGCUGUCGAGCUAUGAAAAAAGGUGCGGUUUUGCAUCAUUUGGUUAAUAAGCAUAAUGUUCAUAGCCCUUACAAAUGUACAAUUUGUGGAAAGGCUUUUCUUUUGGAAUCUCUCCUUAAAAAUCAUGUAGCAGCCCAUGGGCAGAGUUUACUUAAGUGUCCACGUUGUAAUUUUGAAUCAAAUUUCCCAAGAGGCUUUAAGAAACAUUUAACUCACUGUCAAAGCCGACAUAAUGAGGAAGCAAAUAAAAAGCUAAUGGAAGCUCUUGAACAGCCCCUGGAGGAGCAGCACAUUUGAUUUUUACACAUGGUGUGGAUAU